Dioszegia hungarica is the source of this 1941-nucleotide messenger RNA. RefSeq names its product concanavalin A-like lectin/glucanase domain-containing protein. Bases 1 to 1941 code for a protein of 646 amino acids. The record is from RefSeq and is a predicted model, not a curated record. Lineage: Eukaryota; Fungi; Basidiomycota; Tremellomycetes; Tremellales; Bulleribasidiaceae. Gene Ontology annotation, molecular function: protein binding. The transcript has 6 exons.
AUGGACACCUCCACCCUCUCCAUUACCGACGCCGUCGACGCGGACCUCUCCCCCGCAUCGCUCACGGCGGUGCAAUACUCUUAUCGGAUCCAGCCCGGGGUGGAGUGGCUCACCCGCCUCAUCUCCCCAUUGACGAGGCAUACGGCCGAUCCUUCUUCGCCGCCUCUAUCGCCAGUGACAAUGGCGUCAGCGCAGGACCAGGUCCCGUACCCCUCACAACCGCAGAUCCCGGCGCCGAGGGAGCCUAGUGAGGGGUCCGGGAACCAGGGGUCGGGAAUGAACAACAUGCUGCUGAUUUUCAUCCCGAUGUUGGCGGUGGUCUUGACGGUACUGUUGGGCUUGCUGGUGUUUCUGGUGGCGAUGCUAUAUAUGAAGCGGAGACGGGGGAUCAGAUUGAUUGAAGAUGGCGGGCCGCUGGAUCUGUCAAAGGGGGACGGCGUAAUAGGAGAAGGAGGGGUGGAAGGCGUCGAGUCUCGCUGGCUAGAGACGGUCGACCCAGACGUCCGGGAGGCGUAUCGGCGGACAAAAGACUGGCAGACCUCUCACCCACCCGGCUCUACCCCUUCCGAAAUCACAUUGUCACAAUUUCUCUCGAUCCAGGAGAAGGGCGUCUCGGCGUGGUCGUUCGAGCCGGACUACGAGGAUAAUCUCUCCCUCUACGUUCAGUCCCGCACGGAGAUCACUUUCCUCGCGGACGGUCCCGGGAUGCCUGCUCGAGAAGGCGGCGGAAACUCCGUCAUGGCCAAUCUUCCUCUGCCAAAGCUCAACGAGGUAUACUAUUGGGAGGUAAAGAUGUAUGACAAGCCAGCCAAUACCGAGGUCGCCGUCGGUCUGGCCACCAAGCCAUACCCCAGCUUCAGGCUGCCGGGCUGGUGUCGCCACUCGGUCGCCUACUUUGCGAGCGACGGUUUCAAAUCGCACGACUACCCAUUCACGGCCUCGAGUCACGGUCCGCAGUUGAACGAGGGGGAUGUCCUGGGCGUAGGAUACAGACCGCGGACAGGGACGGUCUUUUUCACUCGAAACGGGCGGAAGAUGGAGGACGCCUAUUCCGGUUUGCAGCGGUUCAACCUCUUCCCCACCAUCGGCGCCAACGGACCGUGUACGAUCCACGUCAACCUCGGUCAAGCCGGCUUUGUCUUUAUCGAGGCGAACGUCAAGAAGUGGGGGUUGGCGCCAAUGACGGGGACAUUGGCCCCUCCACCGGCGUACGGGAGUGAUGCGGGCAGUAUUCUGCUGGAUGCGGGGUAUGGCUCGCCCGGAGCGGGGCAGUCUGGGUUCAGCGGUGUGGGCGCUUUGCUCGAGGCGGCGAGGAACAGGUCGGCACAGCAGCCACGGACUGGGUCAUUCAACUCGGUCUCGUCCGGCGGAGGCGGGAGUGGCAGCGGACGGCCAAUACCUGCCAACCCAUCAGAUGAUUCUGCCGGGGCGGACUACGUCUCACCUACCGACACACCUCUCGUUGCACCUCGUAUCCCCUCACCUAACGCGCUCGAGCGUCUUCACUCUGAUGAUCUCCCACAAGAGGAAGACAGCGAGAUCCUACAGUCCCCUUAUCAGAGCGACUCGGAGGACGGAGACGGUCCCGUACCCGAAUCCCCAAUGGACCAUAAUCCACCUACACCCAAUCUGCUCGAUAUAUCACUACAUUCACUUCGGACAUCCAUGAGGCACAAUUUCGGCGGAAGGCAGAGGAGCGAGGACGGAAGUGAGGAUGGGAGUGAUAGUGAGGACGAUGAGCGCGGGUCGGGGGAGAGUGAUGAUACGAUUCGGAUCAGUCAGGGAACGAGGGCGGGUCCACAGGGAGAUAGUCCGCCUCCACCGGGAUAUGCGCCGCUGGAUCCGCACAUGUAUGCCACGCUGCUGAUUUUAGGUCUUCCCGCAGACUUGCCGGACGAGCUUGUGAAUCAGGCCAUUGAAGCUAUGUCUGGGAACGCGUAA